Molecule: messenger RNA, 4690 nt
Organism: Dermochelys coriacea (leatherback sea turtle)
Lineage: Eukaryota; Metazoa; Chordata; Testudines; Dermochelyidae
Gene: SYT9
Product: synaptotagmin 9
Exons: 7
Coding region: 366-1943 (525 amino acids)
Biological process (GO): cellular response to calcium ion; calcium-ion regulated exocytosis; regulation of calcium ion-dependent exocytosis
Cellular component (GO): dense core granule; membrane
Molecular function (GO): calcium ion binding; phosphatidylserine binding; SNARE binding
Source: RefSeq, a predicted model, not a curated record
CGCGCCGCGCGGAGCACGGGCAGGGCCAGGCUCCGAGAGCCCUGGCCGCUUCCCUGCCCGCCGUCGCACCGCAUGCAACUGGUGGGCUCCCCCUCCUCCUGCCAGGAGCCGCCCGCUGCUCCCUCCACAGCCGCGCCAGCAGGGCAGCCCCCAAGAAAGGCUCACUUCGGAGCAGAGGGGGCGCGGGGGCUUGCAAAGGGGGGGAGGGGGGGGGGGGGACGACCCCCCGCUGCGGCUGGCUUUCCCCACUAUGCAGGCGGCUGCCCAGCGGCAGCGGCGGCUGCAGGCGGGCGGCGGGCAGAGGCAGCCGCCGCGCGCAGCGUGAGGGCAGAGCUCGGCUCCGUUCCCAAGGAUGCUGGGGGGCGAUGCCUGGCGGCAGGGAGGACGAGAUUUGUCACAGAGCGCUGCAGCUGCUGGCCGAGCUCUGCUCCAGCGGGGCGCUGGAGAACGACAACUGCCUGGAUUUCGUCUACGACUUGCGGGACAGAGCCCGACCCCGCCUCACGGACUCAGAUAUCUCAGUAAGCUUGCUGUCCUUAGUUGUCACAGCCUGUGGACUUGCUCUCUUUGGUGUGUCUCUGUUUGUGUCCUGGAAGCUUUGCUGGAUCCCUUGGCGAGAACGUGGCCUGCCCUCUGGGAGCAAAGACAACAAGCAGGAAUCGCUGAACUAUACAGACACAGAGACCAAUGACCAUGAAUACAGUGAGGAUUACCUGGGGCAGCCCACUUCCUACCCGGAGUCCUCCCUGAAGAUUAGCCACACCUCCCCUGAUAUUCCAUUAGAUGCUCUGGCAGGGAUCAAGGAGAAUUGUGUGCACAAUGUCCGAAUGCAUCGCCAAAUCACAGAACCAACCUCUUCUGCUCGGCACAAUUCAAUCCGAAGACAGCUCAAUCUCUCGAACCCUGACUUCAACAUCCAGCAGCUUCAAAAACAGGAGCAGCUGACAGGGAUUGGACGCAUUAAGCCAGAGUUGUAUAAGCAAAGAUCAGUGGAUACCGAUGAUGGCCGGAGGAAUAACAGCAAGGCCUGUGGGAAACUCAACUUCAUUUUGAAAUAUGAUUGUGAUUUAGAGCAGUUGAUAGUGAAGAUUCACAAAGCUGUCAACCUGCCAGCAAAGGACUUUUCUGGAACUUCAGACCCUUAUGUGAAGAUCUAUUUGCUUCCAGAUAGAAAAACAAAACAACAGACUAAAGUGCAUAGAAAGACACUAAACCCAGUGUUUGAUGAAGUUUUUUUAUUUCCCGUUCCAUACAAUGAUCUGACCACAAGGAAACUCCACUUCUCUGUGUAUGACUUUGACAGAUUCUCCAGGCAUGACUUGAUUGGCCAAGUGAUAGUGGAUAAUUUUUUAGAUUUGGCAGACUUUCCCAGGGAAAGUAAUAUUUGGAGGGAUAUUGAGUAUGUCACCAAUGACAAUGUGGAUCUUGGUGACUUGAUGUUCUCACUCUGCUACCUUCCAACAGCUGGCAGAUUAACUAUUACCAUAAUAAAGGCUAGGAAUUUAAAGGCAAUGGACAUAACAGGAGCAUCAGAUCCCUACGUGAAGGUUUCUUUAAUGUGCGAAGGACGGCGGCUAAAGAAAAGGAAAACGUCCACCAAGAGGAAUACCCUCAAUCCUGUUUACAAUGAAGCCAUAGUCUUUGAUGUCCCUCCGGAAAACAUUGACCAGAUUAACUUGUCAAUAGCAGUUAUGGAUUAUGACCGUGUAGGUCACAAUGAGGUCAUUGGAGUGUGUCAAAUAGGCAACAAUGCAGAGAGCCUAGGCCGGGACCACUGGAAUGAAAUGCUUUCGUAUCCUCGGAAACCGAUUGCUCAUUGGCAUCCCCUUGCAGAGGGGCCUAUUCAGCAGAAAUGUUAUGCAGGCCUUCUGCGCAUGGAUGGCUGCCGAAGAGGCUUCCUCACCCUUUUAACCUAUUCAGCAGAAAUUUGGCAUUCCUGUUGAUCUCUUUCUUAGCCAUUUCCUCAGGGGCCAUUCCGCAGAGAGUCCAGAGGGGUACAGACAUCCUUCUAACCCCUCCCCCUCACUCCCUUCCCUCCCCAGGGAAUACUAAUCCUGAUUCAUGAGACACAAAAAAAAAAUCAUAGACACAGCUAUAUCUAGAUUUCUGAAAGCUACCACCAUUUAGUUCUAAUCUAGGCAAAUGUACUGUUAUCCACAUACAACAGUAAUAGUGGCCUCUGCUGUAAGCUAGGAAUUACUUUUAUUGUUACAUGUAUUGUUUAAAUUCAGAUGGCAAAGCAUGUUCACACCCAUUUCCAGUGGCUUAGGGAUAUAAAUAUGGUAGCCUGUUUAACAACUAGCAUGCUAACCCUCAGUGCAGAAGGAUGGGAAGGCCUGCCAUAUUGAUAUUUCUAGCCAGCAGCCACAAUGCCCAUUAGUUAUCCAAAGAUAUGAUUAGUGGGCAGCCUCUCUAUGUAUGUCGUAUUGAUUAGAAUGUAAUUGGGGAUGCUUACAGUGAUAUAGCAGUUUUGCUAAAUUAUAGGUGUCAACCAUAGAUGGCUUCAUUAGACAGUUGGCAAGUACCAGGAAGCCCCUGUACAAUGAUAGCAGUAUCCUAUUGGGACUGCAUCUCCAUGACUGAUCAUGUUUAGUAAUGGGUCCCACUGCAGUUCAGUCUGCAUGUCUGGGACCUCUGAGUGCCCACAAACUGCUUGAAUUAAUGGAGUGGAAGAUUAUGGCACCUGGAAAUAGUUCAGGCAAGGUGGUGAAGUUCAGCACACAAAGCUCUGGGCUCACUGAGAAGCUGAAGACAUGAUCAGUAGCACUUUAUUCCUUUUCAUGACAAUGCAAGAGCCAAAAUUGUGCUUUGCUCCGAUUGAGCUGGGCUUGGAAAACAGAGCACCCUGCUCUUAACUGUAGUCAAACAAUGACACGAGUGGCUUGACAGAACCCUCGUGGAGCAUUGUAAACCAGCAUGACAAUGUCUAUUAGCAGAGGUUAUGCACGCCCUUACAUCAAACCUGUGUUUCCCUCUUUGAGGGCGAUGAGCUGCAGAAGUCUUGUUCAUAGAAAAGAGAGGGCUGUCAGAAUCUAAUUGACAUCACUAUUCUCUCAGCACAUGCUCAGUUGAGUCCUUCUGCGGUCAUUAAUGUGAGUCACUUUACAUCUACCUGAGCUACAAAGAGGCAUAUAUUUGUAAUUCCCAAGAAUCUAGUGAGGGAGGGUGCCCAAAGCAUCCAAGCUGUGCACAGAAAUAUUUAUACAAACAACAUAUAAUUUUGGGUUCUGAAUCAGGAUUAGGCUCAGUGAUAGCUGAGCUCUGGAAGCUUCUAGAGCCUCUGUGGCCAGAGCCAUAAGACUCUGACUAUUUGCUGAAUAGGACCCUCAGUUUUCAAACGAAUGUUUCAACUAUGUGAAGAGUGGUUUGUUUAGAUAGUCUAACAGUAUCCGCGAGUAACAGUAACAGCCAGAGGCUUUGGUGGUACCUACGAAUUACUGGUACGGACACUAGCAUUGCCCAAAUUCAGAUGGUAAGCCACAUUCAUGCCCAUUUCCAGAGAUUCAUGGAAGUAGUUUGGUUUUAACAGCAAGCCUGAUAGCAAUGGAAAUCAGCAAGCAGUGUGAUUUGCAGCUGGGUGCAGCAACCAGUUUGAUUAAUAUAUUCAAUAUUUUUCAAACAAACAAACAAAAAAAGAAUGCUGUGCUGGAUAUUCUUGCAAAUACAUUUCUUCAAGAUUGAUUGUCAUUAUACCUUUAUAUUGUGGUCGCGCCUCGAGGUCCUAAUAAGGAUUGGUGUCCCCUCUCACCCUGUACAAAAACCCAGGUUAACAUGGUUCCUGCCCCAAAGACCUUAUAAUCUAAGAAAUUAAAGAAGGAGCUACUGUCUGUAGGGCAAGAAUGAGACAGGUACGGCAACCUUAGUGACACAAUGUUCCCUCAGCAAGAAGGAGAAUAAGUAGGAUUGUGUUUGUAUUUUAUGUAGCCUGUAAAUCCUCAUUGCUCUUUGCAGAUCAGUUUUCAACAGCUGUCUCAGUUAUAUAGGUAACAUUGAAUAAGACAGAUUUGUUCACCUCUGUAUAAAAUAGGUGCAGGUCACAGGUGGCUCUGCCCCAUAACACCCUCACAGUUGUCAUUUUAAAUUAAUUUACCAAUGGUUAACGCAUAGGAACUUUCUCUAUAAUUUAGACAGGAAAUAACUGGAGUACCUUAGAUGCCACUGUGUGGUAAUUGCUGACAAAUGUUGAAAGGUGAUCACAGUACUGGGCAGUACCACACUAAGAAAUCCACAUCCAGGAACAAGAGCCAUUGGGAUAAAAAGCUAUUUUCACUAUUUCUUCAAUUGUGCAUGUAAUUAACUGUCUAAAGCCUCUCCAGCAUAGUUUAAUUUCAAGGAUUUAGUAAAAGCCCUAAUGUUAAAACAUACACAUGCAAACUUGUGUACAUUUGUCUGAGCAAAAUACCUGAUGCAUAGUCACACUUUCCUUUGUGUCCACAUACCAUCUUGCAUGUUCAUUAGGCAUUCUGGAUUUGCAAUUGAGCACAUGCAAAUACGAGUAGGUAGUCUUGAGCACAUGUUUACAAGGCUGGCCCAAAAUUUGCAAAAAGUGUCAGUCUGUUUCUGUCUUGUUAGAAGAAAAGGAAUACUUGUGGCACCUUAGAGACUAACAAAUUUAUUAGAGCAUAAGCUUUCGUGAGCUAUAGCUCACUUCAUCGGAUGCAAAGCUGUCUGAGCAGCUCCUUGGUAUCAG